UUCUGUGGAAACACCUUCUCUCUUCACUUCUCUCUCAGCCUUGCCUGCCUGCCUGCCUGCCUGCCUGCCUGGCUGUGUGCGUGUGUGUGUGCCUGCAAGUGUGUGAGAGAGGGACAGAGUGAGAGAGAGAGAGGGCGGGAGAGAGCAAGAGAGUUUGCGCGCGUCACCCGAGCUGCUACUCUGAGGGGGCUGAGAGAGGGAGAGAGUGUGUGUGUGUCGUGUGCGUGUGUGUGUUUUAACGGCGCCCCGUCUGCCAGUGGGGCCGCAUGCUCGGGAUUACGUGAGGCCCUCCUUUUCAUCGCCGAGGCGACGCAGCAAGCCCUCGGCCGCUGAGAGGGACACACACAUACACACACACACACGCACACUCGCCUGUGACGGACGAGACGACUGCGGGAGAGCGACUGACUGAGGAGGAGAGUGUUUUCACUGGGAGUUUUCACGUGUGUGUGUGUGGAUGUGUAUCAGGUAUUAUGAGUGUGUGUACGUAUAUGCAUGCGUGUGAUUUUGGGGUGUUUGACUCUCUCCAGCUCGCUUGAGCGUGCUAUUGUUCCUCUUUGUAUCAGUGAAGGCUUUUUUAAUUCCUGGAGGAAGGUUUAACUUUCAUGCCUGUCUGUCUGUCCGCGGGAUGAGGUCGUGAAGUUAUUCGCUGAGUCGUACCCUUUUCUCUGGAGCAAACAACUUGAGGUUCCCUGACAAGUUCUCUGUGGAACUCCCUGUCUCCCUGAGGACAGCGGGACAGCAGCUCUCUUCUACACUGCCUUCUCCGUGGUACUCUUGUCAUUGGGGUUCUUGAGCUACGCUAUCCCUGGAAAACCCGUUACUACGAGGGCAAACCCUUUGAGGCUCUCUGUAGUGGUGAUACCUUCCUGACAUCUCUGAGUCCAACGACCCCAGAAAGGGAGGCUUUCCGUCACUACGUUCUCCUCCGCAACGUUCUCUGUUGUGGUCCUGCAGGGUUCCGUGGUGGAUGGAUCACUCCUUGUUCGGGUGUCUGCGGAGCCCGCCAGCUCCGGCCCAGACGCUGCACCCAGCCUUCUCCCAGUCGCCCCUCACCCUCCACGGCCGCACCGACCACCUCUCCUACCCCGACCCCCCCUGCGCCUACUCGGGAGACGAGGCCGCAGCCUUUGGUGGAGGAGGUGGAGGUCACCACCGCUCGCACCCUCCGCAACAGCAACAGCACCCCCAGCACCACCACACACAGCACCAGUCCGCAUGGCACCUACCCCACAUGCCCCCACCCGGCACUGGGGGAGCCAGGCACGGCCUCUGCCCCCCGCACCCCGAUAGCCAGGGCGGGGGUUCGGAGCUGUGCGGCGGGCCAGGGGGUGGUGGAGGUGGCGGAGGAGGAGGAGGAGGGGGUGCCCCGGGUUUGUGCCCCCCUGGGUCGGGGCUGGCAGGGGGAGAGGGGGCCGGUGGGCCAAUGUGUGUGCCGGGGGACUACGGGCGUCAGACCAUGUCACCCGUCGACGGGGAGAGGAGGAACAGCAAGGCGAAGAGUGACAGCUCAGACUCGCAGGACGGGAGCUACAAGGCGGACAUGAGUAGCAAACCCCGGAAGGAGCGCACUGCCUUCACCAAGGAACAGAUACGGGAGCUGGAGUCGGAGUUCGCCCACCACAACUACCUGACACGCCUGCGACGCUACGAGAUAGCCGUCAACCUUGACCUCACAGAGAGACAGGUGAAGGUGUGGUUCCAGAAUCGCCGCAUGAAGUGGAAGCGCGUGAAGGGUGGUCAGCAGGGGGCAGCGGCGAGGGAGAAGGAGCUGGUGAACGUCAAGAAGGGCACGCUGCUGCCGUCCGAGUUCUCGGGCAUGAUGGGAUUGCACCACCACGGCAACGCCACGGGCGCCGGCGUUUCCCCCGGCAACGACGACAGCCGCGACAGCGACCAGAGCUCUGAGCACGCUCACUUAUGAUUCACCAACACACACACGUAUACACACACACACACACACACAUGCACACACACAGUCCGGGUCCAUUGCCCCAACACACAAACUUUUUGUCCUUCAAGAAGUCCCGGCAACGAUGACACCUGUGACUGUGACCAGUGCUCUACACAUGCCAACUUAUGACUGAAAUACACCACCAACACACAGUGCAGCUGAAAGGUUGGGGAGGGCCAUUCACAAAAUCAAUGUAUUGAGUUUUGGGGUCCUGAAUGGUCAAUGUAAUGAGGACCCAAUUUCGGACCUCCUCUCUUCCUGGGUCCGGUCGGCUUCCCUCCCAAAAGACACACACACACACA
Molecule: messenger RNA, 2256 nt
Organism: Engraulis encrasicolus (European anchovy)
Lineage: Eukaryota; Metazoa; Chordata; Actinopteri; Clupeiformes; Engraulidae
Gene: meox2b
Product: mesenchyme homeobox 2b
Exons: 3
Coding region: 971-1924 (317 amino acids)
Biological process (GO): positive regulation of transcription by RNA polymerase II; somite development
Cellular component (GO): nucleus
Molecular function (GO): DNA-binding transcription factor activity, RNA polymerase II-specific; RNA polymerase II cis-regulatory region sequence-specific DNA binding
Source: RefSeq, a predicted model, not a curated record